GAAACAUGCAUGAUGGCGGCGCCGCAGCUUUCAAAGGUGGAAAGAAGAGCUGCGGACAGAUCCUCCAUUCCAAGCCCUCACAAUGUCACAUCACACAAGCUAGCAGAUGUUGGGCAAUUGGGGUGCACAGCAUUGUGGUGUUCGUUCCCAGUGCUGUAGAACCAAGGAGAGCAGUUGAAACAGGCACGGAAGGAGCACUUACAGCUCAGGUCUUUGCUGUUGGAAGCUGGGAGAGCAAUUGGGGUGGCUUGAGAACUGCCACCUCGGUUAACAGCGGGGUCAAUAUCAGGCCCAGCUUUGCAAGAGCUCCAGCAACGGUUAGCUUCUCGACUGGGGCAGUCAGCAUGGCGGGAGGUGCUUCGGAGCCAGGCGCUGCGGAGUAUAUUGUUGUCUACGUGACCAUCUCAAACGUUGAGGAAGGUCGCAAGCUCGCAAAGAGCAUAGUCGAGGCCAAGCUAGCGGCGUGCGUGAAUAUGGUGCCAGGCGUCGAGUCGACUUAUUGGUGGGAAGGAAAGGUAACCACCGACUCCGAGGUGCUGCUCAUCGCCAAGACCCGCCAAUCCCUACUAGGAGAGCUGACCGCCUUCGUGAAGGCCAAUCAUCCUUACGAGCUACCGGAGGUUAUCAGUUUACCAAUCACAGGGGGCAACGACAAGUAUAUCGAGUGGCUCGGGCAAAGCACCGAGCGCAAGGGCUAGCGAACCCACUUCGCACGUCGUCAGAGACCUGGCUAGGUAAAAGACGAACAAAAUCCUGCAGCAAUAAACUACGUCAAGCGUCGCACUGUGGUCGUAAUCAGCUAAAACCUGUUCAGUCCCCUCUCAAGAGACGUCAGCCGGUCGCUUUGUAACAACCGGUCCGUCCCUUAUUCAUUCUGUGGUGAAGAGGACACCAGCAUCGGAUUUUUUAAGGCGUCCAGUCUCAAAACCGAGCCUCUUUGCCUUUUACAACAUUGAACGAUCCGCUCCGAUCGUGGGGUACCUGCCGGCUGCUGCGCCAAAACUUUUUUCUGCUCU
Molecule: messenger RNA, 1016 nt
Organism: Klebsormidium nitens
Lineage: Eukaryota; Viridiplantae; Streptophyta; Klebsormidiophyceae; Klebsormidiales; Klebsormidiaceae
Source: the annotation of a GenBank genome assembly